GUCCCAUGAAGCCUCUCUUCCACACAACCAUUCUCUGUGGAUCUUUCUUUCUCACUCCAUCUCUCUCCUCCAAUCUAUAUUUGGUCACAUAUCUGUUGGCCACUAACACAGCUGAGGACUUCUUACAGACUGGUGUUCUUUUCUGCUUGUGUCAAAAGGGAUCUCUCCAUCUUUUUCUCUCGCUCAGGUUUGCAGUAGAACUACUAAUACCAACAUGUCGGACAACGAGGAAGUGGAUGAGUACCAGGUGCAGGAAGAGGAAGUGGCAGAAGCGGAGGAAGGGGAGGAGAUGGUGGAGGUGGAACAGGAGGAGGAGCAGGAGCAGGUGCAAGAGGAGGAGGCAGAGGAAGAGGCAGGAGAGGAGGAAGGAGAGGAGGCCAAACCUAAAUUCAAGCCUUUUAUGAUGCCGAACCUCAUCCCUCCCAAGAUCCCAGAUGGAGAGAAAGUAGAUUUUGAUGACAUCCAUCGAAAGAGAAUGGAGAAGGACCUGAAUGAACUGCAGACUCUGAUCGAGGUCCACUUUGAGAGCAGGAAGAAGGAAGAGGAGGAGCUUGUCAACCUGAAGGACAGGAUUGACAAGCGUCGCUCUGAGCGAGCCGAGCAGCACAGGAUCCGCAGUGAACGUGAGAAAGAACGACAGAAGCGUCUCGAGGAUGAGAGGACAAGGAAGGAGGAAGAGGAGUCCAGAAGGAAAGCUGAGGAUGACGCCAAGAAGAAGAAGACACUGACCAGCCUGCACUUUGGAGGCUACAUGCAAAAGACAGAGAAACGUGUGGGCAAGAGACAGACUGAGAGAGAGAAGAAGAAGAAAAUCCUGAACGACAGGCGCAAAUCACUGGAUGUGGAGAAUGCCAGCCAGGACAAGCUCAGGGAUAAAGCUAAAGAGCUGUGGGAUUGGAUGCACCAGUUGGAAGCUGAGAAGUUUGAGCUGCAGUACCAGUUCACUCGGCAGAAAUAUGAGAUUAAUGUACUAAGGAACCGUGUGAGUGACCACCAGAAAAGCUCCAAGAGGACCAAGAGAGGCCUGAGAAAAUAAAUGUCUGAUGAACUGAAGAACUUAACCAAUCUGAGUAAAUCUCUUUGUCUCCCUUUCCAUUUGUAUCCUUGCUUUGUCUCUCCAUUUGUGUCACUGUGUCCCCCCUCUCUCCUUACCAGUGACGGGUCAACCGUUCUACAUCCUCACCUUCACCUCUCUCACUCCACUCUAACUUUCCUUGCUGUCAUGAUGACAGUUUGUUUUUCCCUAUUUUCUUUCUUUGGUUCAAAGUUCCAUUACUUUUCUGCUCAUGUAACGUAUGUUUUCUCCAAAGUGUGUGAGUAGUGUAAAUAAAAGUCAUCUAAAUAUCUA
Hypomesus transpacificus is the source of this 1348-nucleotide messenger RNA. RefSeq names its product troponin T type 2a (cardiac) (gene tnnt2a). Bases 215 to 1036 code for a protein of 273 amino acids. NCBI's taxonomy places the organism in Eukaryota, Metazoa, Chordata, Actinopteri, Osmeriformes, Osmeridae. Gene Ontology annotation, molecular function: troponin I binding; tropomyosin binding; troponin C binding. The record is from RefSeq and is a predicted model, not a curated record. Gene Ontology annotation, biological process: sarcomere organization; regulation of muscle contraction; cardiac muscle contraction. The transcript has 15 exons. Gene Ontology annotation, cellular component: troponin complex.